Messenger RNA from Zophobas morio, 735 nucleotides. Its product is annotated as odorant receptor Or1-like. The transcript is spliced from 2 exons. The coding region runs from base 1 to 735 and encodes 244 amino acids. Gene Ontology annotation, cellular component: plasma membrane. Gene Ontology annotation, biological process: detection of chemical stimulus involved in sensory perception of smell; sensory perception of smell. NCBI's taxonomy places the organism in Eukaryota, Metazoa, Arthropoda, Insecta, Coleoptera, Tenebrionidae. The record is from RefSeq and is a predicted model, not a curated record. Gene Ontology annotation, molecular function: odorant binding; olfactory receptor activity.
AUGCGACUGUUGGGCUUUUACCCGCCUCAAAAAUUCAAAAAAAUCUACCAAUUAUACGCAUAUGCGGUAUACGUUACUUUUACCAUUCCAGUUCCAACACUAGCAGCAGUGCAUUUAUUAGUUAGCGACAACGUAGAUCUAGCCCAAGUGGGCGAUGGCUCAUUCAUGAUGUUUCAAGUUGGAUGCUUCAUCGCUAAAUUAGUACCAUUCAUUUUUCACUCAGAGGUAAUCAGAAAAUCCAUCUACAUGCUAGAAUGGCCGGUAUUCAACAACUACUCUCGGAAACAAGAAGUCAUAAUCGAGAAAGGUGUGAAAACUUGCAAGAGAAUCACUUGGUUGUUUUUGGGGUUCUGUGUGACGGCUGCAACGAGCUGGGCCGUAACGCCACUAUUUGGAAGCGGGCACACAUUUCCUAUCGAAAUUUGGCUACCUUUUGACGCAACUUCAAACAAAAAGAUUUACGUUUUCACGUAUAUUUUCAUUGCGUCGGGUGUUUUUAAUGGAGGUACAUCUAACGGUGUGAUAGAUCCUCUAGUUGCUGGGAUGGCAUGUUUUGCUGCCACUCAGCUUAGAGUGCUAAAAGAUAAUUUACAAAAUUUGGGGGCCGAUGCAGAGGAAAUAGUUCGUGCUAGCUAUGACGAAGAAAAUAAGCAGUUGAAGGAAAAAUUAAGAAAUGAUAUUAUUUACAACAAAAUCGGAGAAUGUAUUACGCAUCACGCUGCAAUUAUAAAGUAA